AAACAAGACUUCUGUACAGCUAAGAUGGGAGGACUGAUUGCUUUGAUUCUUCUCAGUGCUAUGUGUCUUAUCAAGGGUGAAGAAGUUCCUCGUUCUGUCUCUACAACUGAGCGUAAACCUGGUGACAAUGUAACCUUUUCCUGUCAAUCAUUGAAGGAAGACAGAUUUUUUCAGUGGUAUAAACAGUCUGUUGGCAAGAUGGUCCAAACAAUUGCCACAGGAGUUUAUAAAAGAAUUACUCAGGUGAAGCCAUUCAAUAAUACACGUUUUCAAAUUCGUAGAGAAAACGAAAAGAUAUUUCUUACCAUCAGUUCUAUUAAUAAAGAAGACGAAGCUAUAUACUUCUGCCAAAGUGGAAUAGAAUUGUCACAAACUUUUGUGAAUGGAUUCUUCUUAGUUGUAAAAGACUGUAAUCUUCAGACAUCUGUAUAUGUGGAACAAACACCAGAGGCUGCGGUGGCUAGGCCGGGAGACACCUUGAGCCUCCAGUGUUCUCUUUUCUCCAGCAAUCAUGAAACAAGACCUCAGUGUCCAGGAAAAAACUUUGUUCACUGGUUUAAAGCUGGAUCAGAAAGCUCUCAUCCAAGCAUCAUUUAUACUGCAAGGAACAGCACUGAUGAUGCAGUGAAGAGAAGUUGUGUCUACCACCUCUCAAAAACAUUAGAGAACUCCAGUGAUUUUGGAACUUACUACUGUGCAGUGGCUAUUUGUGGAGAAAUCCUGUUAGGUAAAGGAAGUAAACUAGAAACGGGUAUGUAUUCACAGUUUAUUCUCACAUAA
Messenger RNA from Fundulus heteroclitus (mummichog), 780 nucleotides. RefSeq lists its product as uncharacterized. The transcript is spliced from 3 exons. Bases 25 to 780 code for a protein of 251 amino acids. The record is from RefSeq and is a predicted model, not a curated record. Gene Ontology annotation, biological process: response to bacterium. NCBI's taxonomy places the organism in Eukaryota, Metazoa, Chordata, Actinopteri, Cyprinodontiformes, Fundulidae.